This is a messenger RNA of Parasteatoda tepidariorum (common house spider), 639 nucleotides long. RefSeq names its product tigger transposable element-derived protein 4-like. NCBI's taxonomy places the organism in Eukaryota, Metazoa, Arthropoda, Arachnida, Araneae, Theridiidae. The record is from RefSeq and is a predicted model, not a curated record.
AUGGAUGGUUCCGAAAAACUUACGCCUCUGGUCAUAGGCAAAAAGUCAAAACCAAGGUGCUUCAAAAAUGUGAAGUCUUUGAGUGUAUCAUAUGAAGCAAACUCAAAGUCUUGGAUGACCUCCAAUGUUUGGGAAAAAACUUUGAAAGAGUUUGACAAAAAAUUCCAUGCAACAAAUCGUAAAGCAGCGUUUGUUGUGGACAAUUGCACAGCGCAUACUGAGCCCCUUGAUCAAGGAAUCAUUUCCAGCUUCAAGAGACACUAUCGGACUCAUCUCGUAAGAGACUGGAUUAAAACCAUUGAUGAAGGCAGAGAAUGGAAACUAAAUCUCUUAGAUGGUAUAAAUUACAUCCACAGGAGUUGGGCUGAUGUGACCAAUAAAACCAUCAAACACUUCUUCAGGCAUGCUGGAUUUGUUGAAAGUCCUAGCUCGUCAGAAGAUGUUAAUGAUGAUGAAUAUGAUGACGUCCCCUUAUUUGAAUUGCUCAGGCAACUUAAAAAACGCAACAAAGAUGUGAUGGAUGAAGAAACAUACCUUGGAAUUGACCAAAAUCUCGUGACAUCUCCAGAACUAACCGUCUCGGAAAUCGCGAACGAAAUCCGUGAAAGACACGUUCCAGCAUCUGAAGAGAGUGAUUGA